AUUAAGCAUAUAUAUUCCACACAUAAAAGGAAAUUAAAUAUGUGAAUCUGUGGGAUACCAUUAGUCAAAUUGUGGAGACGAAGUUCUAGGCGUGUGAAUAUUUUCCUAAGACAUCAUGCAAUAUUAACCAGUCUAAUAUUAACCAGUCUAAUAUUAACCAGUCUAAUAUUAACCAGUCUAAUAUUAACCAGUCUAAUAUUAACCAGUCUCUAUUUUAGGGAAGAAAAGCACAAACUUUAUGGGUUUUUCUACUUUAAUAUGAAGAUGUUCAUAUUAAAGGGCUAAUGAUGUUUAAUUCGAAAGUGGAACCACAUAUUUAAUUUACAACACAACUACUGUAUAUUCGAUGAUGAGGCUGCAAAACAUCUCUUCAUUCUCUGUUUCAAAGGUGAUGCCUCUUCAUAUGAAAUGCAAUAUUUUAAAAAUAAGAAUGUAAAAAAAUAUUUCAAUAAAAAGAAUUUUCCUAAAACGUCUGACUGAUUAUUUGAAGUUUUCUUUUUUUUUUAUCUGUGAAUGUUAAUCUAAAAAGCACACGACUCUCCGAAACAAAACAGUCGUAACUCGGGUUCAGGACCCGAAAUUUUGCGCAUGCGCAUAGCACGCUUAAACGUCGCAACCCCUCUCAAGAAACACACGCUCUCCGGACCAUUUGCACGCAUGCCCAAAACAAAGAUGGAGGCGUCUGACCAUGAUUACAGUUACCCUCUCGCCAAUGCUGAGGCUGAACACCAACAACUCCAUAUAACAGUUCAGAUGGGGCGUUCACUGCCGUCUGUGAAAAAGUGUUUCUGCUGUCCGUCUCCACAGUAUCACUGUCCGUUUUGCGGGCCAGGAUUUUUUAAGCCCACUAAACUGUCAAAGGUCAAGAUCCAUAUGGACGGUCAUUUUAAUAAAGCAGUUUCCUAUAUAGAUUACACCAUUCAUAGAUGUGGACUCAGCUGCAGGAAACGUCAACACUUUCACUGCUUAUACUGCACGGCUACUGUACUCAGGAAAAGAGACCUUAAAGUCCAUCUUUCAUUCUGCCACAUGAAACGCACCCGAACGUCUGUUCAGACAUCGGACUCUUCAGCGCCGGCACAGGACCCAAACCCCACACGGUCUGCCCAGGACUCAAAACCUACACAGUCUACCCACAUCCCAAAUCCCACAAAACUUGCUUACUGCACAAAGUUAGAGGAAGUUCUGCCUUCAUGGCUUAACAACACUCUCCUCUGUACCAUGCUCCGGGACCCUGUAGUUCACCCGCGCUCAGAGAAACCCUCCGAGCUUGAGCCUCUUCACUCUCCGGACCUUGUUGGUACAUGUGCGAAAGAGAAUAAAAUAAAGAUGGCCAAAGAUCAUGACUGUGGUUCCAACCUUGCUGAGGCUGAACCAAAGGAGAACAAACUCCAUAUUACAAUUCAGACGGGGCGUUCACUGCCCUUUGUGAAAAAGUGCCGCUGCUGCCCAUCUCCGCAGUAUCACUGUCCGUUUUGUGGUCUAGAAUUUUUUAAACCCACAAAACUGUCAAAGCUCAAGAUUCAUUUGAGUCGACAUAUUAAAAAAGCAAUUCCCCAUAGAGAUUACACCAUUCAUAGAUGUGGACUCAGUUGCAGGAAGCAGCAACACUUUCACUGUUUGUAUUGUACGGCUACGGUACUCAGGAAAAGAGACCUGAAAGUCCAUCUUUCAUGCCACAUAAAACAUACGGAAACUUCUCCAGCUUCUGACCAGAGCUUAAACUCUUCUUUUGCGAUGCCUACCCAAACCCUGACCCCUACAUCCUCUGCCCAGACACAAAGUCCUGUAACGUCUGUCCUGAGCCCAAAGCCAACCUCACUUCCCCUCAACCCCCAAAAACUAGCUUGUAGCACUAAGUUAGAGGAAGUACUGCAUUAAAGACCAAACAAAACUGACCCGUAUAGCCUUCCUCAGAACCCUCUAGUCCAAACAUGUGUCAAACAACUUUCUGUGGUGAAACCUCGCUGCUCUCCAGAUUGUGGUGGUAAACGUGUUAAGGAGAAUCAAAUGAAGACGGACGCUCAGGACCAUGAUGGUUACAACGUUGGUGAGCAAUCAUUGAGGAAAACAAAAUCACGCCAUUCGUAGAUGUGGACUCGGUUGCAUGAAACAGCAACUGUACAGCUACGGUACACAGGAAAAGAGACCUUAAAGUCCAAAGUCCACCUUUCAUUCAGCCACAUAAAACACACAAGAACUCUGUCGGAUCGGGGCCCAAGCUCUUUUUCUACAUCCAAGGAUUUAAGUUUUGAGACUCUUGAAAAAGACCAUAUCCCCAGAUCCACUGCCCAGACCUCACGCCAUAUAUGACUCGGAGCAGAAGCCCUGUAGCACCCCCCCAGGGACCCAGCAUUAUAUUGUCUACCAUAGUUUAAGCCCUACGUUACUUUUCCUUGUCCAAGCCUUACCAGUUUUCCUAGUACCAUGAAGUUAAAGAAGGAUCUACCUGUACAAAUAACCAAAACCUGCUCUUGGUUAUAGUCAGUCUCCCAUUCUUACAGACUCAUAAAAAACCUGUUAACAUGAUAUUUUGAGUUAUGGUUAUAGAAACCUCAUGUGAAGAUGUUUUUUUUCUACAAAUGAUAUUUUGAUAUUCACAUAAUGACCAAAUUGUGACAUUCUGUUAAUUCAAUGCUGAUUUUCACAAAUAAAUGUGCAAUUUUUUCACACAACAGCAACUUUAUGUUAUGUUAAGAUAUAACAGAUGUAUCUUAGGUUGGCAUCAAGAUCACCUAAGACAUAGAUAUUUGAAUGCAUACUGGUUAAACCAAGACCAUUGUGUAUGUAUGUAUUAUUGGUAUUACAGUAUAAUAAAUUUAUUACAUAAUCA
This is a messenger RNA of Xiphophorus hellerii (green swordtail), 2833 nucleotides long. RefSeq lists its product as uncharacterized. The record is from RefSeq and is a predicted model, not a curated record. Bases 589 to 1881 code for a protein of 430 amino acids. The transcript is spliced from 6 exons. Lineage: Eukaryota; Metazoa; Chordata; Actinopteri; Cyprinodontiformes; Poeciliidae.